AUGGCCCUGGCGCGUGUUAAUACGUUCCUUCGGCGAUUGCUGAUGAGCUGCAAGUCUGAGCCUAUAUGGCGCUCCGCCCGGCUCAAUUGUGUAGACCUCCCUCCACGCCCGAAGGAGUUGUCCGAACCCGUCUAUGCAGCACUACUUUUCUCGAAAAUAUGCACUUCAUGCGGGCGCCGUGCUCUUCAAAACAUGGACCCGGUUUUGCAGGGAAGAUUAUGUGCCAAGUGCAAAAAAGACCAGUUAAUUGAUCUAUCUGAACACGAUAUCGAUACAUCACUAGUGUUCGUUUCAACAAACUGGUCGGAGCGGGGACCUUGGUGUUUCAAGAAAGACGCCCAAGCUGUCAAGGGUGUGCUAGAGAGUUUUGAUGCGGCGGGAAACGAAGAAGGCAAACAAAAUUGGAUGAGCAAAGGCGAUGUGCUGUGA
Messenger RNA from Rhizoctonia solani, 429 nucleotides. RefSeq names its product F-box protein. Bases 1 to 429 code for a protein of 142 amino acids. Lineage: Eukaryota; Fungi; Basidiomycota; Agaricomycetes; Cantharellales; Ceratobasidiaceae. The record is from RefSeq and is a predicted model, not a curated record. The transcript is spliced from 4 exons.